UUUUUUUUAAUUAACUGUCUUCCUUCUUGUGUUUCUUUCUUAGACGGGCACAGAGGGUAGAAUUCUCAUGUCCUGGGAGACAAACAUUCUUGGCUCAGCCAUGAAUAACUGUGUGCUCCUGGAGGAACUGCUGAUCAAAAAAUCCCAGCAGAAGAGAAGGACUUCACCCUCCAACUUCAAAGUGCGCUUCUUUGUCUUAACCAAAUCCAAGCUGGCUUACUACGAACAGCGCCACGGGAAAAAAAGGACUUUGAAGGGUUCUGUGGAACUUUCCAGGAUUAAAUGUGUGGAAAUUGUGAAAAGUGACAUCAUCAUUCCCUGUCAGUAUAAAUACCCUUUCCAGAUCGUCCACGAUAGCUACGUACUCUACGUGUUUGCACCCAACCGUGAGAGCCGGCAGAGAUGGGUCCUCACCCUGAAGGAAGAAACUAAAAACAACAACAGCUUGGUUUCAAAGUGUCAUCCAGAUUUUUGGUUAGAUGGCAAGUGGAGAUGCUGUGCUCAGACAGAGAAGAUGGCACUUGGCUGUGUGGAGUAUGAUCCCUCCAAAAAUGCCUCAAAGAAGCCUCUUCCUCCCACUCCUGAAGAUAACUGGGAAUUGUUUCUAUACCCCAAGGAAGCCUUGGUCAUAGCCAUAUAUGACUAUGAAGCCCAGAAUCCACAGGAGCUGACUUUACAAUAUAACGAGGAAUAUUAUGUGAUUGACAGCUCUGAAGAACAUUGGUGGCUGAUUCAAGAUAAGAAUGGGCACGAAGGCUACGUGCCAAGCAGCUACCUGGUGGAAAAAUCACCCGAGAAUCUGCAAAUGUAUGAGUGGUACAACAAGAACAUCAGCAGAAGCAAAGCAGAAGCUCUCCUCAGGGAUGAGGGUAGGGAAGGUGCCUUCAUGGUGAGAGAUUCGAGGCAGCCUGGCAUGUACACAGUCUCUGUUUUCACCAAAGCAUUAAGCACAGACAACAAUCCUGUUAUAAAGCAUUAUCACAUCAAUGAGACAACUGACUUUCCCAAGCGGUAUUACUUGGCAGAAAAGCAUGUGUUUGACUGCAUCCCUGACCUCAUCAACUACCACCAGCACAAUGCAGGAGGUCUCGUCACUCGGCUCAGGUAUGCGGUGUCUUCGUGGAGAAAGAAGGCCCCGAUCACUGCAGGGCUGAGCUAUGGAAAAUUGGUCAUUAAUGCCUCUGAGCUCACCCGUGUGCAGGAGAUUGGCAGUGGUCAGUUUGGGGUGGUCUACCUUGGCUACUUGCUGGACAAGACGAAAGUAGCCAUAAAGACCAUCCGUGAGGGAGCAAUGUCCGAAGAGGAUUUCAUUGAGGAAGCUAAAGUCUUGAUGAAGCUGUCUCACCCCAAGCUAGUCCAGCUUUAUGGCGUGUGCUUUGAGAACACUCCCAUAUGCCUGGUGUUUGAGUUCAUGGAGAAUGGCUGUUUGUCCGACUACCUCAGGAGCCAGCGGGGCACUUUUUCAAAGGAAACCCUGCUGGGGAUGUGCCAAGAUGUGUGUGAAGGAAUGACUUAUCUGGAACAAAACUCUGUCAUCCACAGAGACCUGGCUGCCAGGAACUGUCUGGUGGGGGAAUCCCAGGUGGUCAAAGUGUCCGACUUCGGGAUGUCAAGGAUUGUCCUUGAUGAUCAGUAUACCAGCUCCACAGGUACCAAGUUUCCAGUCAAGUGGUCUGCUCCAGAGGUUUUCUCCUACAGCAACUAUAGCACCAAAUCUGACGUUUGGUCAUUUGGAGUGCUGAUGUGGGAGGUCUUCAGUGAAGGUAAAAUCCCCUAUGAGAAUCGCACCAAUGCAGAAGUGGUGGAAGAAAUCAAUGCAGGAUUUCGGCUCUACAAACCCAAGCUGGCCUCCAAGGCAAUUUAUGAUGUCAUGAGCCACUGCUGGAGGAUGAGGAAAGACGAGCGGCCACCCUUUUCUCUUCUGCUGUUCCAGCUGAGUGAAAUCUCUGAGUAUGAUCUGUAAUCAUGGCACUGUUCACUCAGCACAGCUGAGAGUCCUGAGAGAAGAGAAGACUGGAUUUUCCCCACACAAAGCAUUAACAGGAAUCCUCUCACCAUAAACACUUGCCAUAUGCCUGGGGAGAAGAGAGGGCAGAGGCUGGUACUUCCAGACAGACAAGAUAUCCCCGGGUCUUCCAGAGCCUAGACAGACACAGGCUUUGGUUUGGCCAAGAAUGUGGUUUGCAUCUUAAAAGCAGAAGCAGCAAUUGAGCACAGAGUCCUGAACCACACAGUCCAGCAAAGGUAUUUCUCCUGAAGAUGCAGCCUCAAAACGAAGAGA
This is a messenger RNA of Corapipo altera (White-ruffed manakin), 2281 nucleotides long. RefSeq names its product IL2 inducible T cell kinase (gene ITK). Gene Ontology annotation, biological process: B cell receptor signaling pathway; NK T cell differentiation; adaptive immune response. The record is from RefSeq and is a predicted model, not a curated record. Bases 68 to 1963 code for a protein of 631 amino acids. Gene Ontology annotation, molecular function: ATP binding; non-membrane spanning protein tyrosine kinase activity; protein binding. The transcript has 17 exons. NCBI's taxonomy places the organism in Eukaryota, Metazoa, Chordata, Aves, Passeriformes, Pipridae.